This is a messenger RNA of Hyaloscypha bicolor E, 2022 nucleotides long. Its product is annotated as WD40 repeat-like protein. The record is from RefSeq and is a predicted model, not a curated record. NCBI's taxonomy places the organism in Eukaryota, Fungi, Ascomycota, Leotiomycetes, Helotiales, Hyaloscyphaceae. The coding region runs from base 1 to 2022 and encodes 673 amino acids. The transcript has 2 exons. Gene Ontology annotation, molecular function: protein binding.
AUGGAUCUCGCGGAUCGUGUCGAAGCGGGCGAGCCCCCAACGCACGAAAACUGCGACGGAGACCACAAUAGCGAGUUCGACCCAAGAAUCACAAUCUCUUCUACGAGCAAGAUGGCAGGCCAGACGGUUGCCCCUUUCCUUGCGAAGCACAUUCCCGACCAGUACGCACCACUUCCCAAGGCUCAACCAGCUACGACUUCGCAGAAGGACCCCAACACCAAAUACUGCUAUCGACAUCGGCCAGACUCAAAAUGCCGCAGAACCGCUGAUGAGCCGACAAUGGAGAAUCUACAAAGGGACCUCCAAGCAUUGUCACAAGCAGAUCAACAAGGUAUAUCUCACGUUUGGGCUCUCUUCUCUGCAGCACCGGCAAAGCAGAGAAAUCUUAUGCUCCAAGGCAUCCUCACACAAUGUUGCUUUCCUCAACUAUCAUAUCUCUCCAACGCCGUCAAAGACCUUAUUCGUAUCGACUUUCUCGCUGCCCUCCCCUCCGAGGUAUCUUUCAAGAUUUUGUGCCAUCUCGAUACAACCUCGCUGUGUAAGGCGGCACAGGUCAGUCGGCGGUGGCGUUUGCUGGCGGAUGACGAUGUAGUUUGGCACAGGAUGUGUGAGCAGCAUAUCGACCGGAAGUGUACAAGCUGUGGUUGGGGAUUGCCACUUCUGGAGCGCAGACAAUUAAGGGACUGGAAGCGACAACAACAACUGCGAGGAGCCGGCCGAGGCCUCAAUGAGUGGUCACCUAAGCUGACUCCGGUUCCUGAUGAGAAGAUUGGCAAGGACUUAGUGACAUUGAAUCGUUCAUCCAAGAGGGAUGCCGAUUCCUUCACCUCUGACGGCCUAGUAGCUAAUUCUUCCGAAGCAAGCAAGCGACAAUGUACCUCAACAGAAGAUUCUUACUUCACAAAGCAAAAGUUUCGACCCUGGAAGGAUGUUUACAAGGAUCGAUUUAAAGUCGGCACAAAUUGGAAGUACGGCCGCUGCUCUAUGAAGAUUUUCAGGGGUCACACGAACGGCAUCGUUUGUUUACAAUUCGGCGACACUAUCCUAGCAACCGGGUCGUACGACACAACCAUCAAGAUCUGGGAUAUUGCUACCGAGAAGUGUAUUCGAACGUUACGCGGCCACACGUCUGGCGUUCGCUCCCUUCAAUUUGACGACACGAAAUUAAUCAGUGGAAGUCUGGAUAAGACUAUCAAAGUCUGGAAUUGGCGAACUGGCGAAUGCCUUUCCACAUUCCCAGGUCAUUCCGAAGGCGUUAUAGGUGUCCACUUUGAUGGAAAUAUUCUAGCAUCAGGAUCUAUCGACCGUACCGUCAAGAUAUGGAAUUUUAUCGACAAGUCAACCACCUCUCUCCGAGGCCACAAGGACUGGGUCAAUGAUGUCAAGGUUGAUUUCCAAUCUCGGACUGUAUUUUCGGCCUCUGAUGACUGUACUGUUCGUCUGUGGGAUCUAGAUACCAUGAAGACGAUCAGAAUAUUUGAAGGACAUGUUGGCCAAGUGCAGCAGGUCACCUUGCUCCCAGCAGAAUACGAACCUGAAGAUGCGGAAGCUGAAGAUACCGAUGAUGGAGCAAGCAGCACUUCAAGUUUUACCGACCUGGAUACACCUGAUGAGUUCUCAUCAUCGGUCUUCGAGUCUUGGGGGAAGAAUCGUCCUUUACCACCAAAAUAUAUCCUCACCGGAGCACUCGACUCUACCAUUCGCCUCUGGGAUGUUAUCUCUGGCCGAUGUCUAAAGACCUUCUUUGGACACGUCGAAGGUGUUUGGGCUUUAGCGGGCGAUACCUUAAGAGUGGUAUCCGGAGCUGAAGACCGCAUGGUCAAAGUCUGGGAUGCCAGGACCGGCAAGUGCGAGAAGACCUUUUCGGGUCACACAGGAGCUGUAUCUUGUAUCGGGCUCAGUGAUAGCAGGAUGUGUACCGGCAGUAUUGAUUGCGAGGCUCGGAUGUACAGCUUCAAGAACGAGAGCGAACUCGGAGAGCAGAUUGAAGGGGAGGGUUUCGCGGCGAGCACGCCGUUGUAA